This is a messenger RNA of Parasteatoda tepidariorum (common house spider), 2085 nucleotides long. Lineage: Eukaryota; Metazoa; Arthropoda; Arachnida; Araneae; Theridiidae. The record is from RefSeq and is a predicted model, not a curated record.
ACCCUCUUCAAGAUUGUGUUGCAGUUUUAUCUGAAAAAUAUGACUGUCAUGAUGAUUCAGUUAACUCAUUAAACCUGAAUACAUCACAAAUAACAUUUUUAUCUUUAUGUUAUAUUGGAUUUUUACAUAAUGAAAAUGUUGUAUGUAUGAAAACAUUGCUAAAUUUGAAUCUGGACUGAAUGAAGUUAAUGGAUUAUUGUGGGAGCAAAUUUCUAAAAUUCCUCAUUCGUUAGAAAUUUAUACUCAUCAUAAAAUCAUGCUGUGGUGGUGUUUCAAAAAUCAACCUUUAAAUGAACUAAGUAUUUAUACGCUUCAGACUUGGUUGGAUUUUAGUGUUCUCCAUGAAAAUGCAAUGCUUUCCUCUCUCUCAAUGAAAACAGUUCUGCAACUUUUGUGCUUCAAUGAUACAGCUCGAGAAUGUUUCAUGAGACAAUUCAAUGUUAAACCUGAAGCUAGUUUUUCCUUUUUGAAAAAAGCUCUUCAGCUAGAGGUAAAAGAAAUUGAUAUAAGUACUGAGAAAUUUGAAGAAUUUAUAAGUUUUAUUAUGCAGCAUCUGGCAACUUCUAUUACAAAGCUCUUAGUUGUGAAAAACAAGUCGGAAAGAAAAUCUUAUGGAUCUACAAGAUAUCUGAGUGCAACAAUUCAAAAUGAAAUGAUUGAGAGCUUGGGGACUAAACUCGAAACCCAUCUACUAGAACAAAUUAGAGGGUCACCGUUUUUUGCCAUCAUAAUGGAUACGACACAGGACAUAUCGAAGGUAGAUCAGCUGAGCAUUGUUGUGAGGUUUUUGAAAAUUGGAUUGGAAUGUCUUGUUUGGAACAAUGAAAAUAACUAUUCAAUUAGUCCUGAUUUAAAAAUAAAACUAACAUUUCAUGUAAUGAAUUUUUGCUGUAAAGAGAGCUUAGAAAGUACUUCCCAUUUGAAUGUUUGCUUAAAGUUUCUGCGAUUAUCAGUAACAGAUGCUGAAGUUGGUUCUAAAGCCUGGCAUAUUAUUACAGGAAAUGUGAACAUUCCAGCUUUUUUUGUGAAGUGCCUUUUUUCAAACAACCAACCAGAAGUUGAAGCUCUUCAUUUAAUUUUGGUUAUUUUAAAACUUGAAUUUCAAGCAAAUUUAAAAUGUUCUACACACGUUACUUUAUCUUUAACUCACAUUUUAAAAUGGAUGAAUAAUUCAAGUAUGAAAUUGCUUAGUUUGGAAAUAAUAUAUCAGCUACUAUUGAUGGACUUAAAAUCUCACUUCGUCAAACUUGCUUCAACUGAAAUAUUAUCAACAAAGUUUUCUUUACAAAGAAAUGAUUUCAGAUUGUUAGCAUUCUCCAUUGAAAAUGCUUUAAUGCUGGGUAAUCCAAUGAUUGAUAAUGUUGCUUUGUCAAGUUAUACUAAGCUGAUUGAGUUUAUUGAGAAAACUGAUCCCUCUCUUGUGCACCAUAUUUUACUUAGACCCUGGUUGAAAAUUCUUUUAGAGUCAAAAUUAGAAAACAUUGAAAAAUACUGGUUUUUAUUUGAAAAGUGCUACAGUUUGAAUGAAGAAAAUCUUACUCUGAUUACGAUUUUUCAACAGUUUGCUGAAAGAAUACCGAGCAUUUAUCAAGAAUUAAAUAAGCAAAAAACUAAAAGUAUCGAAAAGGUUUUCUGUGCAGUGGCCAAUCUGAGGAUAUUGUGCGCAGCAGAGAAAAUCUGUCUGGCUGGUACUUUUAAAAUAUAGUUCCAAUUCUUUUUACACAGCUUUAUACCAUCCUUGCCAGAUAUAUGGGGAUGAUGUUUCCUUUUGCCUUACUUGCAAGAUAAGCGAAAGGAGACUUACCUCCCUCUUUUCCAGCAGAUGAAAGCUAAAGCAAGAGACAUUGGCCUCAAUUUUGCACCUGCCUGUAGUAUGCUAGAUUUUGAAGUGGGAGUAAUGGCAGCCCUAAAUGAAGAAUUUAAAGACAUUUCAAUCAAGGGCUGCUAUAAAAAAAAAUACUUCCACUUUGCUCAAAGUGUUUGGAGAAAGGUAAAUGUAACCUGUUAUAAAAUUUUAUUUUUUGUUAUCAGCUUUAAAGUGUAUACAGUACAAGAUCUAUGAUUUAUAAUAAAACAUUAACUUUA